AUGGCCACUCUUCACUACCUUCCACCUGUCAAGCCAUCGGCUAUCGCCCUCGGCAUCGUCUUCAACCAGGUCUCAUCCGUCGCCGUCCUCGCACCUCUGUUCGGUGACACAUACCACAGAGCCAAGGCCGCUGACAGCAAGGAGGAGUUUUUCAAGUCAAAGGAAGCUGCCACAGCUGCCGCCAGCUGGGGUUCGUCCAUUGUCGGAUCCGCAGUGCAGACAUACGGUGUCGCAGCUUUGAUCAAUGCCACUGGUACCCUUAGCUACAAGGGUGCGGCUUACCUCGGCUCGCUGAUCUUCUUUGCAUCUGCUGCUCCAGCUCUCGUUUCUGCUGUCGUAACUGAGAAGAGACCUAUUGACACUGUCGCCGUUGGUGUCGUUACCCGAAUCUUUGAGACUGUUGGCCUCAGUUUGUUCCUGACAUACUGGGGUACCCGAACCAGCGUUUUCGACUAA
Lithohypha guttulata is the source of this 456-nucleotide messenger RNA. RefSeq lists its product as uncharacterized. Bases 1 to 456 code for a protein of 151 amino acids. NCBI's taxonomy places the organism in Eukaryota, Fungi, Ascomycota, Eurotiomycetes, Chaetothyriales, Trichomeriaceae. The transcript has 3 exons. The record is from RefSeq and is a predicted model, not a curated record.